This is a messenger RNA of Vespa mandarinia (Asian giant hornet), 5232 nucleotides long. Its product is annotated as cell division cycle and apoptosis regulator protein 1. The record is from RefSeq and is a predicted model, not a curated record. Gene Ontology annotation, cellular component: nucleus. Gene Ontology annotation, biological process: regulation of DNA-templated transcription. NCBI's taxonomy places the organism in Eukaryota, Metazoa, Arthropoda, Insecta, Hymenoptera, Vespidae.
AUUUGAAAUCUUGUAAAAUUUAUAUUCAAUGAUUGUAAUAUCCAAAAAUAUGGCGCCCGAGUGAAGGACGCUCAAUUGAGGAUACGAAGUAUUAGAAAAUUUAUAGAAAUAAAGUGAUAAACUUUCGAGAGAAAUGAGUAAUCUUUCACCAUUCGGUGGUGGAAAGAAUCCACCUUGGGUUCGUAAUACAGGACAAGGUAUUCAAAAUAUUCAACAGCAAAUGUUAGGUCAGGCAAUGGGUACUAUCGGUGGACAACCUAUGGUUCAAUAUCAGCAACAAACACAGCAAGUGUAUCAACAAAGCUUAGGUUUACAACAGCCCAAUAUAACGAUGGCUUCAAUGGCUACUCUUGGUUCUAAUCUACCAUCUGGAAUAGCUGGACAAUUAUAUCCGCAAGUUGCUACUGUUUCUUAUCCAACGCCAAGAGCUUUAAAUACAAAUGCAUUUCAACCAUCAGUAGCUGGUGUGCCCCAACAAGUGCAACAAAAUGUACCUUCGUCGUCGCCAAAACAAAGAGUCUUUACAGGAAUAGUUACUAAAGUACAUGAUAAUUUUGGUUUUGUCGAUGAAGAUGUAUUCUUUCAAACAAGUGCUUGUGUAAAAGGUUCUAAUCCAAUAGUAGGAGAUCGUGUACUUGUAGAAGCAUCUUACAAUUCUUCUAUGCCAUUCAAAUGGAACGCAACUAGAAUACAAGUAUUACCCAUGGGAAAUAAUAAUAAUAAUACUAAUACACAGCAGACAAAUCAAGCUAAUCGACAACAACAACAAGUAAAUCGGCCAUCGGGAACUUAUAAUGCAGUGCCUCCUCCUACAGAAAAUGCAAAUAAUAGGUUUACAACUACUACAACAAAUACAAAUACGACUAGUAAUCGUAACAAAGUUGGGAGAGUUAGGGAGCGAUCACCCCGUGAACGUAGGAAUGAAGAGGAAGAGAUCGAAAGAAAACGACGUCGAGAGGAAAGAAUAAGAGAACGUGAGAAAAAAGAAGAACGUAGUCCAUCAAGAACUAGAAGAAGUAAAUCUCCUAGACCUCGUAGACGUACCAGAGUAGUGCCACGGUACAUGGUGCAAAUACCAAAAAUCGCGCUCGAUUUACCUGAAGCAGAUGUUCUUGAAAUAAGAAGGCGUUAUCAAAACAUGUAUAUUCCCAGUGAUUUCUUUUCUACUAACUUUAGAUGGGUUGAUGCUUUCCCACCACAUAUGCCAUUCACUCUUAACAAACCUUGCUCUUUUCAUGUUAUGCAUAAGGAUGUAGAUUCAUGUAUAGAAAAUACUGCAGUACUAGAGCCUUCAGAUGCUGAUUAUCUCUUUUCUGCAAAGGUGAUGCUUAUAUCAAUGCCUGCCAUGGAAGAAAUUUAUAAAAGAUGUUGCGGAGUCUCGGAGGAUAGAGACCCAGAUCGUGAUUAUAUACAUCCUACUCGCCUUAUAAAUUUUUUAGUAGGAUUACGAGGUAAAAAUGAAACAAUGGCCAUUGGUGGGCCAUGGAGUCCUUCCUUGGAUGGACCAAAUCCCGAAAAGGAUCCUUCUGUUUUGAUCAGGACGGCUGUCAGAACCUGUAAAGCACUUACAGGCAUAGAUUUGUCCAGCUGCACUCAGUGGUACCGCUUCCUGGAACUCUACUACAGACGUGCAGAAACGACCCACAAGUCAGGGCGAGUGGUGCCCUCGCGCGUUGAAACCGUGAUACUAUUUCUCCCAGAUGUAUGGAGCUGUGUGCCUACCAGAUUGGAGUGGGAUGGGCUACAACUCAACUAUAAGAAACAACUGGAGCGAAAAUUGCUGCGUGCUGCCUCUAACCCCGACGAUUCGGAUGCUGCCAAUGACACUGAUGAGGCUGCCGUCGCUGAUCAAAAGGAUGAUAUGGCAACAGAAAAGAAAGAUCCAACCCACUAUUCUCAAUUGGACCCAAAAUCUAUGAAUGUGAACGAUUUACGUCAAGAAUUGGUUGCACGAAAUUUAAACUCUAAAGGUCUAAAGUCACAAUUGCUUGCACGUCUUCUAAAGGCUAUGAAGUUGGAACAGGCCAAAGAGGAAGGACGUCAAGAUGAUGUAGAAGAUAAUGAAGAUACAUCACCACCUCCAAAAGAAGAUGAUGAAAAGAAAUUCAAGGAAAAUAAAGAUGUAAAGCAUGAUGAAGAUAAAAGAAAACUAUACGAACGCGAACGAAUUAUACUUGAAAAAAGAUAUACACUACCAGAGUCUUCUCACAUUAUUGUGCAUCCAUCUAGAUCAGCGAAAAAUGGAAAAUUCGAUUGUACUGUAAUGUCAUUGAGUGUCUUACUUGAUUACAGACCAGAGGACACGAAGGAACAUUCCUUCGAGGUGUCUUUAUUUGCCGAGUUAUUUAAUGAAAUGUUAAUGCGAGAUUUUGGUUUUCGCAUAUAUCGAUCAUUAUGUAAUUUGCCUGAAAGACCUAAGGAAAAAGACGAGGAUAAAAAGAAAGAUAAAAAAGAAGAUAAGAGGGACGAGAAAAAAGAUGAUAGAAGACGUGAAGAUGAUCGAAAAUGUAAUAAGAAAGAGGAAAGGAGAGACGAAAAAAAGAGAGAAGGUAGUAAAGAUAAAAAAGAUGAUAAAGAAGCAAAGAACAAAACUGAUGACAAGGAUCGGGAGAAGGAAAAAAAUGACGACGACGACGACGAUGAUUACGAGGAAUCUGAGGAUGACGAUUCAAUUAAGGACGGUAAGAAAGAUAGAGACAAAGACGGGAAAAAAAGAAAAACAAAACUUUACACAUAUGAUCCUUAUUUACUUUUAUCCUUUGUAUAUUUUGAUCAAACACAUUGUGGAUAUAUAUUUGAUAAGGAUAUAGAAGAGCUUAUUUAUACUUUGGGAUUGAACCUGUCUCGAGCACAGGUUCGUAAAUUAGUACAGAAAGUGGUUACUAGAGAUUCUUUGCAUUAUCGCAAAUUAACGGAUAGAGCAAAGGAUGACAACGGAAAGGAUGAGAAGGAUGUAGAUAAAAGUGACAAUGGAAAGGCUCAGAACGAAGAAGAAUUAUUGCGUUCGUUAGCUCUUGGAAACAAAAAAUUAUUACCUGUAUUCGUGUCAAGUGGGCCACCUUCUAAAAGAGCUAGAAGAGAUGAUAAAUCUACAGGAAUAACUGAAGAAGAAUCGAUACCAGAAGGAUUUGUUAUAUAUAAAGGUUCUUUAUUAGACGUUGAGAAAUUAGUAGGUCAAUUGAAAAGAUCAGAAAAAGCUCGUUUAGAUACAGAAAACCGUAUGAUAGAAUUGCAAACUGAAUUAGGGAUUGUUAAUGAAAAGUCAUUAAAACAAGCAAACAAUUUGAAAGGUUUGUCCGAAGAUUUAAAGAUUUACAAAGAUAAAUUAAGAUGUACGGAUGAAAAACUUAAGAAAGUUUCGACUGAAUGCCAUAAUUAUUUAACUGCAGUAAAAAAUAUGUAUCAUAUAGCUUCAAAAAUGGUGCAGGGUGAUAGCAAAAAAGUGGAAAUUGUAGAAAUACAAGAUGAAAAAAUUGUAGCGGAAGUUAAUGGCUCUGAGAUAGAAAAUAAAUGCAAAACUGAUACACGAUGGGGUGAUAGUAAAGUUAUAAUAAAGGAUGAAACUGAUAAAGAUAGAAAAUGUGACAACAAAAUUUCUAUUAAAAAAGAAAUAAUAGAAACCGACAAAGAAAAGAAAUAAAUGAAUGUUGAUAUUCAUAGUGGUAUACACAAAUAAAUACAUUGGGACAUUUUCAUAAUAAAAUAUGAUCGUGUUCAGCAUUGUUAGAAAGCAACUAUAAUAUUAGUUUUUUCACAUGUGAAAGUCAGUGAACAAAAAUUCGAUUUUUAUAACAUUUUGCACCAAAUGGGAAAACAGAAAAACUCGUUAUGCUAGUAGAUUAAUAUAAUGAGUCAAAUGUUUGUUGAUGAAAAUGAUAACAGACGAUAUACCAUACCUAUGCGUUAUUGUUUUAAAUAAAUCCUAUCGAUAUAUAUCUAAGAAAUAAAUUCUUGGGAAUAUUAGUAUAAAUUGGAUCCACCAUAAAAUACCGUAUGGUAACAAAGGAUUAAUUUGCAAAAGUGUAUUUAGAUGUAAUCUCAUAAUUUAUCAGCUAUAUAUAUAAUACGAAAACAUUAAGUUACCGAUGAAUUGUAAAAAUUAACUAAAAUUUCACAUGAAAUAGAAACUUUUAAUGUUUUAUGUUAAAUAUUACUUUUUUAUACUGUUUUUCUCACACACAGCAUAUUUUUCUAAUGCAGUGGAGAAAUAACCUGAUAUAUUUUCCAUAAAAUUUCUUUAUUGGUAUGUACUUUUCAGAGUGAUUACUGAUUGUUGUUACUGUAAUAUAUUAACAUUGCUUUCUAAGCAUGAUAUUAUAUAUAUCAAUUAUGUGGUGUAUAUAUAUAACAAAAUAUAAAAAUGAUUAACCGGUUUUUACAAUAUCAAUGAAACUACAUAUUAUGGUUAUAUACGAUUAGUAAAUAUAAUUUUAACAUUAUGCAUCGUCAAACAUAUGGAUUGUAUAUAAGAAAUCUGUCACCUAAAUUUUUAUAAAUCAGCUGUAUGCAUGAAUAAUCUUGAAUUCGUAAGUGGACAUGAGAAUUAAACUAAGUAUGUUAUAGGAAACAUAUUCAAUAACUAAUAUUUUAUCUUUGGACACGACCUUUUACCAUUUAAAUGGACAAAUCUUUUCGUGUAGCUUAAAUUUUGUUAGUCCCGCAAAUACAAUAACUAUAUCGUAAUAUAAACAGAUAAUAUGUGAGUUGUGUCAUAAUAUAUGCAAUAUUGUAUUUCACUCAUUGAAUAUCUCUUCGAACGAUAUUAUACGUCAUAGAAAUAUUUCUUUUCCCAAAGCACAUAACGUACAGCACAUACUGUAGUAUUUUGUACAUACCUGUGUUACUUGGAAAAAUUGUAAUGCAAGUAGCAGAUAUUACCAUAAGUUGAAAUCAUAUUACAUAUGAAGAAAAUAAACUUAUACUUAAGCAAUGAUAUGGAGUCUAUAAAAAUUACUCACGCGUAAGUAUACUAUUAAAUAAACGGUAGUAAAAAAAUUAAAUAAGUAAAUAAUUAUACCUAUGUUAUACUAUCUUUCUAUAUUUAUUAUACUUUUCUCGAAGGAAGAUAAUUUUCUUAUACUAUUAAUCUACCUUAGAUAUAAAAUUGGAACAGAGAUUGAAAACAUACAAAUAAAAGAACAUUUGUUUUAUUAGCAUGUUAUAUUUAAAACUAUGAAUGUAAACGUAUUUACAAAUGUACAAAUUCAGAGUAAAUUGAUUAAUAUUAUUGAA